CGCGGUGGGACGAGCAGCGGGCGGGCAUGGGGACGGCGCUGGUGGCGCGGCUGGGCUUGGGGCUCCUGCUCCUGGCCCUCCUCCUACCCACGCAGAUCUACUGCAAUCUCAAUGGAACAAGUCCAACACCUUCAAACAAUUCUUCAGCAAGUUCCAUCUCUCUGUCAACUGUCACAAAUUCAGUGAACAGUACCAGUCUUCAUGGACAUGGAAACUCCCUUCACUCAACCACAAGUUUUCUUUUCAUUCUCUCUGUUCCUUUUCUGUAUUUUUGCUGUUAAGAGACUCUGGCAUGGAAAUGGCUACCACUCCUCACCCAGUUUCCUGAACCAUCUGAGAUGGCUAGAUCUCCAACCCAGCAUGAAAAUAAAUCAGUCCAAACUCUACAUCAAACCAGCUUGGUUCCACACCAUACUCAAAUUAGUACCAGUCUGACCUAGAGAAGCACUCAGUAUUCUGACUUUCCAAAGCUGACCAGUGUGAAAAGACCGACUUCAACAAGGAGGUAAAAUGAUGAGCUCCUUCACCAAAUGAGUUGGAAUUUGAAAAACAAGAUGGAAGCAAAAUGAGACAGUAUUGACAACCCCUGAUUUAAAGCUGAGAAGAAAUGAAGUGUCUUACAAUAAGGAUGGAUGAUUAACACUCCACCCAGAAAAAAGGCUAGAGGUUUUUUUCUGGUUUUGUUUUUUUUUUGUUUGUUUGUUGUUGGUUUUUUUUUUUUACCAUUUAGAAUCUGGACUUGAAGAGAUUUUAUUUUCCAUUUAAAUUCAUUAAAGUGAACAGGCUGAUAGAACCUGUGUUUUCUAUAGGAAAACACAGAGAAAAGCUUGAGUGGUUCUGUUUCUCACACAGUCUGUAUGGUUAUAACCUAUGGGUAGUAGCAUGUAUACAAAAGAAGCAACAUAUCAGUGAAAAGUGUUUCUUCUAGAUUUCAUUUGUAUGGAGUUGUUACAAGGCUAAAAUAGAAUACCAAGUUUUUGUAAGAUUCCUCUUAUUUAACUUCUGAGACCUAACUGAAUGGCUAGCCAGACAGGGCUAGUUUUGAAAUUGGCUAAAAAACACCACUUUUUGUAGGAGCUGAAUUAUUUAUGGUGGGAAUUUGACAUUUUAUUUGAAUUGGUUGUAUCUUAAACCACAUGUGCCAGAGGAUGGAGAUGUGGAAAUACUGGGAAAAGUACCAGGAGCUUCUUGUAAAUGAAGUUCAGACAAAAAAAAAAUUAAAAAAAUCAAGGGAUAAACAUCUCCUCUUUCCCCUAUGUCUCCUCCCGAGUUCUACAAGUUGUGUAAGUUCUUUUUGCUCCUGGAACUUUCCUUAAUGAUGAAGGAUUUAUGGAAUCUUUAGAGUAAUGUUAUAGUGCUGCUUUUUUUUUUUUGCUUUUUUUUUUUUUUCCUGGCAAAAGGGGAACGACUUCGGUUUUUUUGAAGAGUUUUAAUUGUGAUCAUUUACUUUAAACAUGAGCUUAUUAUUUGCAGUGGGGAGAAGGAAUGGGGAGAGGGGAGCAAAACGCCAAAAAAAGAGAAAUUAAAUAAUCAGGUGUUUGGAAUAUGAAGACUGGAGUCUUAAUUUAAUUGCUGAAUUUAAAAGUUACCUUUGUAAAUACUACUUUUUUUAAAAAAAAAUCUGAAUCAAAAUUGCUACACUUGCACAGAUUGUUUCUGUAUCCUCCAACACUUUAUAUAAUAGUCUCUGGUACUUGAUCAAAGCAAGCUUUGUUGAGGAGGUUCAACUACCUUGAUGAUAAUAACUUGUCAGAAAAAAAUAAAUAUGUUGAUAUGAUCACAUGUGAGUAUACAUGAUCGUAUCACUGUGUAUAGAUAUUUAUCUCAGUGUAAGAUCAUGUCAAACAUGAGUGGCUCUCUUCAGUUUUUUAAAAUCCACAUCUGUCUUUGAGUUACAUUACCCCCAAUCCAGUCUCAUAUAUUAAUAGCAGACUAACACAAAUUCAUGUCAGAGAGUGUACAUGAACAUUUCCUUAUGCUUAUCAUUUGUAUCCAGUAAAAAAGUUAAUGAUUGUAUUUUUUUUGUGUUUGUGUAAUUAUGCUUUGAUUUAUUAGCUACUGAUUUUCACUGGAAAAAAAAACAACAACCCUGUAAAUAAGAGUGGACAGGCAACGCAUUCUAGGUGCGUUUCCAGACACUUCUACAAAAAAACCUUGUAACUUGCCUGCAUAAAGUGAAUGAACUGUUAAGCAAGACAGUAUAUGUGAUUAAAAACCUCAAGGUCUAGAAAUGCUGAAGUGUAAUUAGUUUUAUUUCUCUAAGUUUUAGUGACACUGGGAGUCUGGAUUCCACUCUAGAGAUUUGAUAGUGUCUAGUAACUGUAGUAAGUUUUCCAUAGUUACUACAGCCCUUUCCCUUUCAAAGCAGUAUUAUGCUUUCAUUUUAGACCAGCAGGGCUUGAAGAGUUUUCCUUUGUUUCUUACUGUAGCAAUGAGUUAUUUUCCUUACCACGGCUAAAGCUGUUCUUCAGCUUCUGGUUAUCAAGUAUGUGAAUGAACUGCUUGAGAUCUCAGACUCCCACAGACUCCAUUCAAAUAAUAAGAAUAUCCUGAUGAUUCAAGUUUCACCAUGCUUGAUGAAGGGCAGAGGCUGGAAAGAGGUAGGAAUCUGUGCAAUAUUUUGCUGAAAAGAACAAGAGCAACAAAAAAUUAACCAGGUGAACAUUCAAACCCAAACAGUUAACAGUUCAUGGCAUUCCCGAGUUGUCUCUGUUGUUUUCCAGGUGUGCUCCUUUCUAACAACGCUUAAAUGCCCAACGAUACUCCGAGUGAUUACCUUUGCUCCCUAGAUGUGGAGAAAUGCUUUUAAAAACGCCCAACUACUUAGGCGUGCUGCACGACAAGGCUGCAUUUUUCAGUGGGAAAGGGGCCCCCGGUGUGGCCUCCCGAGGCUGGGGAGGGAAUGUGGCGGCAGCCCUUUGAUUGUGCUCCUUUACUUUUCCAGUAGGCUGAACAAACCCGAGUUUAUCAAAGCUCACCAUUUGAAUGUAUCUCUGCAUCUGCAGGGAGUACCAGAGCACAUUGUUCCCUUGUUUAGCCUCUCUCUGGGUGCUCCAGAAGAAAGCAUGAAGAUAAAACACUACACACACCAUUACCUGGCUGUAUAGCUUUUUUUUUUUAAAAAAAAAAGCCUAACAGUGAAAAGAGACUCUCCAAAGAGAGAAGCCAAGAAAGUCUGCAACAAUGGGCCUUAAUUCUAUGAUGUACCAGUAAAAUAAAUGAAGUAAAGGAAUAUGUUUGGAGUUAAGUCUUUGCUAAAUAUUCAAGUGAAUUGGGAUGGUUGGUUUAACUAGUGGCAUGCCUUUUUUUUUAAGGGGGCCAGUUUUCUUUUUAGUAGCAUCUAAGCAUAUUUAAACUCUCUUGAGUUUUCAUCAGACCAGAUGAGUGAUUUAGAAAAAUGAUCUGGUAACCUUUGUUCUGUUCUGUUCCAUCACAGAACAAUGGAAUCAGUGAUGAAGAAAUCCACCCAGGGAAAGAGGACGUGAUGGAUUUUUUUUUUUUUCCACAAAAUGGGAAGGUGGGGAGGGAAAGGAGAAGAAUGGAACCUACAUACUUUAUUUUUUUCUUUAAAUGACACCUAUAAUAACUGGAACCAGUUCUUACCUGUGCCUCUCACUUUCCUGAGUCUGUCCAGCUGGAGUGUGUCUGGAUAAUGUAUAUUGCAAUGACUCUGAAACAAUUCUGCUUCUGUUUGAUGCAUGGCACUGCUUUCAUUGUAAACACAUGCUAGCCACAGCUGUCCUGAAUAAAGUAUAGUGUUAUUAUUUGAA
This is a messenger RNA of Apus apus (common swift), 3770 nucleotides long. RefSeq names its product CD24 molecule (gene CD24). Gene Ontology annotation, biological process: cell adhesion. The coding region runs from base 27 to 281 and encodes 84 amino acids. The record is from RefSeq and is a predicted model, not a curated record. NCBI's taxonomy places the organism in Eukaryota, Metazoa, Chordata, Aves, Apodiformes, Apodidae. The transcript is spliced from 2 exons.